AUGGAAGGUGUAAGGGUGAAAAUCGUCGAUUUGUUUUCCUGUAUCGGCAUCAUUGAUGGCGAAUUCCUCGUGUUCAAUGAAGAGAAGAUCCACAAAAUUCUUCGUGAAAGAAGACCGAAAAAGCCGAGGGCCUUCGGGAGUCGGCAAUCGCACUUGGAAGACACAAACGUGCCCCUUGCCAAAAGGCGGUAUUCUCCUCCUCAACCACGCGCAACCAAACCGCCACCGCUGAAGGUCACCAGCAGCUCUUCUACUCAACCAGGGAGUGGCAAUAUCGCUAGCACAUCAAGGACGGACGACGAAGUGGAGCGCAUUGUAAAAAUGUCACAGCCGCUCUUAUGA
Molecule: messenger RNA, 342 nt
Organism: Cylicocyclus nassatus
Lineage: Eukaryota; Metazoa; Nematoda; Chromadorea; Rhabditida; Strongylidae
Source: the annotation of a GenBank genome assembly